Messenger RNA from Geodia barretti, 564 nucleotides. NCBI's taxonomy places the organism in Eukaryota, Metazoa, Porifera, Demospongiae, Tetractinellida, Geodiidae. The record is from the annotation of a GenBank genome assembly.
CUGGGCCUGGAGAAGUUCAUCCUGGUAGGCCACUCCAUGGGCGGUCGCAACAGCAUGGCCUUUGGCGGCAAGUACCCGGAAAAGCUGGAGAAACUUAUCAUCGUAGACGUGGGACCCGCCCUGGACAGUCGCGGCAGCAACCGCAUUUCCGAAGAGAUCCGCAACGUACCCGAAGAAUUUGAUUCCUUCGAGGACGUCUUCAACUAUCAGAAUGCCCAGAACCGCUUUUCCUCGGAAGAGGUUAUGCGGCGGCGCGUACAGUACUCCACCAAGGAACUGCCCGAUCGCAAAAUUGGCUGGAAGUACGACAUCCUCAUACGGGAACAGCGGCGCAACAACACCGUCCCACCCUCGGACGACUUGUGGCCCUCCCUGCCCAACAUCACCUGCCCCAGCCUGAUUGUCCGGGGCGUCCAUACCGACAUCCUGGCUGAGGACGUGGCGCAGCGCAUGGUGGAAACCCUGCCCAAUGUGGAGUUGGUGCAGGUUGAGCAGGCCGCCCACAUGGUAUUCGAGGACAAUCCUGCGGACUUCAUCGCAGCAGUGAAGCAGUUCCUGGGUUAA